Molecule: messenger RNA, 2516 nt
Organism: Solea senegalensis (Senegalese sole)
Lineage: Eukaryota; Metazoa; Chordata; Actinopteri; Pleuronectiformes; Soleidae
Gene: snip1
Product: Smad nuclear interacting protein
Exons: 4
Coding region: 156-1232 (358 amino acids)
Biological process (GO): miRNA processing
Cellular component (GO): nucleus
Molecular function (GO): protein binding; mRNA binding
Source: RefSeq, a predicted model, not a curated record
GCCGAAAUAUAUUCGCGGCGUACCACAGAGAGCGGAAGUGCGUGAUGUAAUCGAAGUCAGGUUUCAGACUUUUCCUUUGUCUUUUACAUAGUCUAUUACGGCCGGUAAUGUGUUUUUGUUCACAUUAACGACCGAAAGGGUGACUUUUUUGAAGAAUGGCCAAAGAAAAACGACACAAGAGAAGAGAAUCACCGGAGCGCGAAUGUAAAGUGAAGGUAAAGCAGGAGAAGCUGAGUCCUGUUAGGCCACAGACAUCAGGCCGCUCCAGAUCCACAAGUCCGCAGAGAAGAAGACAUAGCAAGUCGCCUGCCAAGACAAGGGAGCGCUCACCGGGCAGGAAGGAUCCAUCUCCUGCCAGACGAGGCAGCAGAUCUCCCAGAAACAGAAGAAGUCGCAGUCCCCAUCAUCGUGCUGACGUCAGAUUAAAGCGGGAGCGAGAUGAGCCGCGGUCUAGUGGGGAUGAUCGCAGGAGACGAAACGACCAGCCAGAGCAGGGGCGCAGCAGGUGGGAAACAGACAGGCCGCGUGAGAGAGACCGUGGCGGAGACAGACACAGAGAGCGAGAUGCACUUGCCUCCCAACAAGCCGAGCGACAGCAGCACAACGAGCGGCGCAGGGAAAACCACCAGCGGCGCAAUGAAAACCAGGAGUUAAAUUUUGGAGCUGAGGGAGCGAGCGAUGAUCCAGAUGCACCCCCUGCUGAUAAGGAACAGCCCAACUUUGGACUGUCAGGGGCACUCACAGAAGAUACCAACACAUUCCGAGGGGUGGUGAUCAAGUACAAUGAGCCACCCGAGGCUCGAAUUCCCAAACGCAGAUGGCGAUUGUACCCCUUCAAGAAUGAUGAACCCCUCCCAGUCAUGUACAUUCACAGACAGAGUGCCUAUUUGUUGGGGCGGCAGAGAAAAAUUGCCGACAUCCCCAUCGACCAUCCAUCUUGUUCCAAACAACAUGCAGUAUUCCAGUAUAGACUGGUGGAGUUUACACGCUCGGAUGGCACCUCUGGCCGUAGGGUAAGGCCCUACAUCAUCGACUUGGCUUCUGGCAAUGGCACCUACGUGAACAACCAGCGCAUCGAGGCCCAGCGCUAUUACGAGCUCAAAGAAAAGGAUGUUCUCAAGUUUGGCUUCAGCAGCCGCGAGUACGUCCUCCUGCACGAGUUCUCAGACACCAGCGAGGUGGACGCCAAGCAGCAGGAGGAGGAGGAAGAAGACGAGGGCCUAGAUGAGUAAACCGCUCCCAUGAACUGUUUAGCCCAUGAAUUCAUUCAUGUUGCAUAACUUCAUCAAUGAAGAGUUGUACAGAGAACGGAUCAAUGUAUUAAAGGGAUAAUUCAGGAUUUUUGAAGUGUGGUUGUAUAAAGUUCUGACAUGGUGAGCGCAGACUGAGCUCGACGCUCAUGCUCACUGAAAACCCAGCCGCCACCAGGGACACAAGGGAAAAAAUGUUUUUAGCCACCUGUCUACUUAAGUCUGAUUUCUUAAGAAUAAGUCUCCCCCUUUAUUUUGCCAUUACACAGCCUUUUCUGACUGGAAACUGCAGUGUUUAUCCCUUACAGUGUCCAACUGCUCACUCUCCCACACCAAAGUCCAUGCAAAUGAUAUGCAAUUUUACAACUUUGCACACGGGGUUUGUUGAUCCAAGUUUCACUGUGUUGUUUUGUGACUUCGGUGUUUGAAGUCGCUCGUUCAGAUUAACCUGUGUUACACAAACUUACCAAAUAAGGCAGCAGUAGACCAGCAGCUCUUGUGUCCUCCUCGAGCUAAAAACACAAUUUUCUCUAUGGACUUUGGUGCAGGAACAGUUUCCAAACUUCUCCAGCUGGAAAAGACCAAGUCUAAUGGUGCAAUAAAGCAGCAAACAGACAGGAGCAGUAUUUUUACAAGGUGAGCCUUUUGCAAAGUGGCAAAUAUUUGUUAUUCCUUGUGUCCCCACUGGCAGCAUUGUCUUCACUUUCAAGCGUCCAUGUCAGAUUCUCACUGGUUACAACCACAUUUAAAAAGACCUGAACUAUCAUACAUUUGGAGAUUCCAUUAGUCUAAUUUGUGUAUUCUGUAAGUAAUAUUCUAUCGUUAAAUCCUGCCACAGCUGUCUCAAAGAAGACUUCCUACUCUCAGGUUGUUUGUCCGAUGUCUGUGAUGCAUGACUGAUCUGUCAUCUGAUUGUAGUCACAAGAAUUUAAAAAAAAAGAAGUGCUUGGGUGCCACAUAAAGAUAUCAUGCUAAAUACAAUAUUUUUGCAUCACAGCACCAAAUACAAUGUAUAUCUGAAAGCUAGUCUCAGUCCAGACUGUAAAUGUCAUCGUACACAAGAAUGUGGAGUGUGUGUAUAAUAAACAUUUCUUAUAGACGGAGUAAACAUACAUAAAAUUUAAAAUAACUGCCUUUUUUUUUUUUGCUUUCUUGUGCAGGGAAUAUAGUUGAUGUGUUUGAAGAUGUUUUAUUUUUCUGUUCAGAGGCCCACAGCAUUUUUGGUUACUAUACAUUUUUUGUACUGUAAAUAAAGAUGAAACUGGA